Molecule: messenger RNA, 450 nt
Organism: Exaiptasia diaphana
Lineage: Eukaryota; Metazoa; Cnidaria; Anthozoa; Actiniaria; Aiptasiidae
Product: chymotrypsin-like elastase family member 2A
Biological process (GO): proteolysis
Molecular function (GO): serine-type endopeptidase activity
Source: RefSeq, a predicted model, not a curated record
AUGUGGUGUUUAGUGAUUGUUGCCCUUCUUGGGCCUACGCUGAUAAACGCUUCUUGUGGACAAAAGCCUGCCAAUGCACGUGUUGUUAAUGGUGAAGACGCCACACCUCACGCCUGGCCCUGGCAGAUCUCUCUACGGGUUAAUGGCCAACACAUCUGCGGUGGAUCGUUAUUCAAGAAUGACUGGGUUAUCACUGCAGCUCAUUGUGUGGCUAGAGCCCACGAUAGAUAUGGCACAACCUCUUUCCAGAAAACAUUUAAUCUUCGCAAGGUAAUCAAACAUAAAAAGUUUAACAUGCGUCAUCUGAAAAAUGACAUCGCCCUACUUCAAUUGAGUGGGUCUGUUACUACAAGCGAUGAGGUGAACGUCGUUUGUCUCCCAAAGCAAGGAAAGACAGMUGUAAUUGGAAAGRACUGCUWCAUCACAGGUUUGAAGAAUACUUUUUUUUAA